Molecule: messenger RNA, 8604 nt
Organism: Ciona intestinalis (vase tunicate)
Lineage: Eukaryota; Metazoa; Chordata; Ascidiacea; Phlebobranchia; Cionidae
Source: RefSeq, a predicted model, not a curated record
UACGUCAUCAACGUAGACAGAAACGACGACGUUGGCACGCCGGUGACGCAGCUCAGCGCUACUGACGAUGAUGAUGUCACAGGGAACGGUUACGGUCGAGUGAGUUUCGUAGUGACGUCCGGAAAUGACGAUCUCCUGUUCGAUGUCGAUGCAAAUACAGGACAUGUAUCUGUGGCCAAACCACUCACUGGAAGAGGGGUUGGUUCAAUCUACGAGAUCCAAGUUACUGCAGUUGAUGGUGGAGGAUUAUCCUCGGAUGUUGAUGCGUCCGUUGUGAUCAGCAUUGUGGAUGGGAGUGGAACUGGAGGCGCAGUCUUUACUCAGUCACGCUACCUCUUCAGAGCAUCGGAAGAUGCAGAUAUAAGUGACGUACUUGGCCGAGUGUCAGCUGCCGCUGAAGAUGGCGGUUCUGUGACGUACUUCAUACGUCACGAUCCACCUCGCAGCAGUUGGUUUGCUGUACGCUCUAAUGGUGACGUCAUAGUGACGUCACAGAUGGACAGAGAAGUGUUUUCAACAGUCUCAUUCCAGGUCAUUGCGUCAUCCGGGACACCCCCUAUUUUCGGCUUUGCCAUGGUAACCGUGGAAAUCUCUGACGUCAACGAUAACGCCCCACAUUUCCUGUCGAGCACGGAAGGCGCUCUUGGUUCUGUUACAAUACCUUACACUACAUUGGUUGGGGGCAAAGUGCAUUCUGUGGUUGCUGUUGACGACGACCAAGGCAGGAACGGCCAGGUGAACUACCGACUUCAGUCUGACUUCUUCAUGGUUGAUGAAAACACGGGAGUCAUAACAUUAUCAAGGGAACUGCCACAGCAUACAACAGACUACAGUUUGAAUAUUGAAGCAUAUGAUGAAGGGGAACCCCCUCAAGUGACACAAGCAAACUUAUUGAUUCACACCACAGCUCCUGAUGUUAACUGCCCAGUGUUUCCAGCUGCAUUUCGAUUUAGUGUUGCCGAAAGUACCCCACUUUCAAAGAGUUUCAGCAACAUACAAGCCACUACCAUCAACUCCACAGCUAAGAUCGCUUACUUCAUCCAAUCAAGCUCUUCUUCUUUCAUCUUCUCCAUCUUUUCCAAUGGAUCACUCUACUUGAACAAACCACUGGACCAUGAAACACAGGACUUCUACACGUUCAAGGUGACUGCCACUGGUUUUCCCUCCGUCUCAAUUUUUGCCGAUUCAUGCUAUGUGAAUGCUGACGUCACAAUCGACGUAACCGACGUGAACGACAACUCACCUAUUUUCACCAAACAAACUUACAAGUUCAGUAUUGAGGAAAAUUUGGCGGGUGGUUCAGAAGUUGGAAUAGUAUCAGCAACUGACGUAGAUGCCAAUGAUGAUGUGUUUUAUACGUUUGCUGUUGAUUCCAAUAAAUUCUCCAUAAACCGAGCAACAGGUGUAGUUACUACGUUGGUGCCACUUGAUCAUGAUAUCAUAAAAGAACAUUCCCUACUUGUUCAAGCCAGUGAUGGGAAACACUUGGCUGAAAGUAUGUUGCGCAUCACUGUAAAUGACAUCAAUGAUAAUUCGCCACAAUUCCUGAUGACAUCAUCAGAACACCUGGCUGUUGUUUCUGUAGAUUCUGAAAUAGGUUCAUGGGUUGCUAGUUUAAAAGCAGCUGAUAAAGACAGUAAUUUGAACGGUCAAGUAUCCUACACUAUGACAUCACAAGAUAACCAGAUGUUUCGUAUUGACGGCAACACUGGUAGCAUUAUGGUCAACACUGCACUUUUGACAGGCUUGUACACUGUCCAUGUAAAUGCACAAGAUCAAGGAUCUCCCUCACGCCAUGAAUCAGCGAUUUUGCAGAUUCGCGUGAGAACAUCGAGUGACAAUCCUGCUGAAUUCGACCAAAACAAAUUUGUAUUUUGUCCGAUUGAAAGUUCCAACCCGGGGUCUAUUCUUGGAACAUUUGGUUCAACUGCUUCCAAUCAGAGACAGCGUCGGUCAGUCACCACAUUUCCACAAUAUGAAAUAGUAAGCAGCAACGAUGGAAGUGUCUUUCAUGUAAAUAAAACCACAGGAGAAGUGAUGUUGCUGCAGAGGUUAGACUUUGAGGCCAGACCACAAUACCUUUUUCAGGUGGAAAAGAAAGAAUCCAAUGAUGUCACAAAGAUCCUCUCUGCUCAGAUCAACCUCCGUGAUGUAAAUGAUCACACACCUCAAUUUGCCUCCGGAUCAAUGAUCUUUGGAGUUGAGGAGAACACACGAAUAGGAAAGGAGGUGUAUAGAUUCCAUGCCACAGACCAUGACUCUGGUAUCAAUGGUCAACUCACUUUCACACUGGUCAGUCAAUCUCCAUCAUCAGUCUUCAGGAUGAACAGAGAGACGGGAGAACUCAUCGUGGAUGCAGGGAUCGAUCGAGAGGAUGUGGAUCAGUACAUCCUUGUGGUCAACGUAACUGAUGGCUCACUGACUUCUCCACUUUUCUCGAGCGCGUCCGCUCACGUGAUCGUCCGUGAUGUGAACGACAAUGCUCCUCGUUUCAUCGGUCGUCAUGUGACGUUUGUAGCCGAGGACGAACCCGUUGGAUUCCCAAUCUCUCAGAUCUCAGCGGAGGACGCAGAUGCAGGGACUAACGGAAGAGUCGUAUAUUCUAUUGUAUCCGUAACAUCCGAUAUAGGAAGAUCAAUAGAAGAGAUGUCUUAUUUCCAUGUUGAUCCAAACACAGGUGUGUUGACUGUGGCAAAACAACUUGACUACGAAAGAAGCAAAACUCAUUUCAUCAAUGUCUCAGCAUCAGAUCUUGCCCCACAACCACAAACAACAUACCAGAUGUUCACGAUUCACGUGACAGAUGUGAAUGACAUUGCUCCCCAUUUUGAGCGUGAAACUUACGAAGCUGAGGUUAUUGAAGGUCAAAGUAUCGGUACCAUCGUUACCAGGGUUACAGCGCUAGAUGAAGACUCAGGUGAGAAUGGCAUCGUAACUUAUGAAUUACAACCAAGUUCAGAAACUGAAGCAUUUCUAAUUGAUCCAACUAAUGGUGUGAUUACGCUUACCAUGGAACUUGACAGAGAAAACAAAUCCAGCUACAGACUUACAGUGUUUGCGCAAGACAAUUCUUUUCCUGUGUUAUAUGACUGGUGUACUGUGGUCGUUACCUUAAUUGACAUUAACGACAACACGCCCCAAUUCUCACCACUUGAUGGAACUAGACAGCCGCCACUGCUGGCGAGGUUAGAGAUCCCCGAACACAUGGACGGACCACAGGUUGUUCAUACCAUCGCUGCAUCUGAUGAUGAUGCUGGUGAUAAUGGAAGGGUUACUUACUCUAUAUCAGGUGGAAACAUUGGUGGUGACUUCUCAUUAAACCCUUCGUCCGGUGAGCUGUCAAUCACACGGCGGUUGGAUCGGGAAUCAACCAGUUCAUACCAGUUACAAGUGGUUGCCAGUGACAAUGGAGAACCAGUUCGUUCCGCCUCGGGCCUGAUUGAUAUCACAGUUUUAGAUUGGAAUGAUAAUGAUCCCCAGUUUACUGAAACAGCAUACAGUGGGCAGGUUGAGGAAGGACUUACCAAGGGGCAAUACGUUCUCACAGUUCGAGCCACUGAUGCCGACAUCGGGUUAAACGGUGAAGUGAGUUACUUCAUUUCAACAACAGCUACAGAAUCAAAUGUUUUGAGUGGCCAGUUCUCAGUGGAUACAAUGACUGGUGUAUUGACCACUUCCACCACACUGGACAGGGAAGUAAAAGGGAGUUAUAACUUUUUUGUGACAGCUGUUGAUGCCGCUCCAUACGGGCCGAGGUCAAGCAUGGUACCUGUGACAAUAACGGUUACUGAUGUGAAUGACAAUCCACCAGUAUUUGAUGAGAGCUUAAUACUUGUGAAUAUAUCACGUUCAAUAUCACCUGGUAUGGAGGUGGCUCGUGUAAGAGCAACUGAUGCAGACAGUGGAUUGUAUGGUGAAGUUACAUACAGAUUUGGAAACAGCUCAGCGAAUCAGACGCUGUUCGAGAUUGAUCGUGUUCACGGCAACAUCCGGAUGCGAGAAUCGAUCCCAUCCAACUUCCCCGCACAAUCCUCUUUGAUGGUGAUCGCAUCUGAUGGUGGAGUUCGACCUUUACAAACUUCUGCUGUUGUACAGAUAACUAUAAUUGGGGAGCCAAUCAAUUUUGCGUUUCUUGAAUUUGAUGAAAUGUCUUAUGAAGUCUCUAUGUCAGAGACUGUACAGAAAGGUCACCGGGUCACAGCGGUUCGCGCAGCAUUGCGUGGUGCGACAUCUGGUGGUCACACCAUCAUAUACGACCUCCAUUCUGGCAACGAGGAUAAUGCCUUUGUGAUGUCACAAGAUGGAGAAAUCAGAGUCAACAAACCAAAUUUACUCGAUUUCGAAACUGAACCAAACAUUCGUCUCAUAGUAUCCGCUUCAGUGGCGGGCGGGGGUCUUUUUUCAGCCAUACAUGGUUAUGCGACCGUCUAUAUCCAACUACAAGAUGAAAACGACAACUCGCCGCGAUUCACACAAGAUAUUUACUCCAUACGAGUGUGGGAAGACCAACAACCAGGAAUAUUUGUUAUGCCGGUAUUAGCAACAGAUGCAGACUCGGAGAACAACGGUUGGGUGAGAUACUUUAUAAGUUCUGGAAACUUGGAUAAUUCGUUUGAACUUGAACCAGUGACUGGAUACCUUAAGACGAGACUCAAACUUGAUAGAGAGGUUCACGAGCAUUACAUAUUACAUGUCAAUGCCAUGGACCAGGGGGACACAGUUCGUCGCACUGGCUCAUGCACUGUUUCUAUUCAAGUCGUUGACAUAAACGACCACAGUCCUACACUGAACGUACCGAGUGGUCCACUACUCGUCAGUGAGGACACGGCAGUGGGCAGCCACAUAACUACGGUCACUGCCAAUGAUAGAGACGCGUCGCCUAUCAUUAGUUUCUCUUUUCCGAGAGGCGGCAACCCGGGAUCUCACUUUAGCAUUGACAGAAACGACGGCAAGAUAUACCUCAACAAAGCUCUCGACUUUGAAAUCAUCGAAAACUUCAGUAUAACUGUUCAAGCUAGUGACGUAGGGCUCAACGUCACACACAACGUCAGUGAAGAGCUGUAUGUGGUGGUGACUGACGUCAACGACAACUCCCCUGUCUUCCGCCAACAAUCGUACCACACUUUGCUGCCCGAGUUGUCUCCACCUCACAGUCACGUGAUAACUGUGGAAGCCACUGACUUGGAUUCUGGUGAAAACGGUCGAAUAACUUACCGACUUGACAACGUACUUCCCAACAAACCUAUAUUCGUGAUAGACCCUGAUACAGGAGAAAUAACAACAAAUAAAUCGGAAGCGCUGAACCCUCAAUCUUCCGUGUUUAACUUAGAAAUUGAAGCUUUUGACCAUGGUGUCCCACCUCGCGUACAAUCGGUGUCGGUUCGCGUACAGAUAACCGACGUGAACAACAACCCCCCAACUUUCAGUCGAUCUCAAUACGAAGCGUCGGUGAGCGAAUCCGCAUCACGUGACUUCUCUAUCAUUAACGUCACUGCAACUGACGCGGAUUAUUCACGUGACAACAACGUCAUUAUGUACAGAAUCAUUUCUGGAAACACUGGUGGCGCUUUUAAAAUUCGCACUCUGAACGGUCCUGGGAAACAAACCCUCGGCGAAUUAUGCGUGGCCGGGGAUCUGGAUCGGGAAACCACCGACCGGUACUUUCUCAUUGUUGCUGCAAUAGACCAGGGAACACCGAGUCUCAGCAGCAACGCCACAGUGGUUAUCAACGUUCGUGAUGUGAACGACAAUCGCCCGAGGUUCAACAAGACAUCAUACUAUGGCAGAGUGGCAGAGAACAGAAUCGGAGAGGCUCCAGGACCUCCUAAGCCAGUACUACAGCUUUACGCCGAGGAAGACGACCUGAAUUCUGAUUUCAAAUUCAAAAUCAUCGCCGGAAAUGACGACAAUGCAUUUGAACUCAGUGAUUGCGAUCCACCAACUGGAGAUUGCGCAAUGUUGGUCGCUAAGUACGUCGACUACGAAAUCCAAUCCCAUUACGAACUCACUGUGCAAGUAUGGGAUGAUCGUAACUCGUUGCUCGCUAAGUCCUCCAUUGUCGGCGUCACAGUGGACAUUGAUGACGUCAACGAAUACGCUCCAAAGUUCACCAUUCUGUUUAAACAGGUCAAAGUGGAGGAGAAUACACGAGCAAACACCACCAUAUUUAUUCUCGUGGCCGACGAUAAAGAUGGCGGUCGGUUCGGUCACGUGAUCUACAACGUCACAAGCGGAAGGGCACGCUCGAGUGCUUCGUCAUGCGUGGGGAACCGCGAUAUUUUCCGUGUUAACCCUGACACCGGGGAAGUGUACGCAACUCAAGAUCUUGACUUCGAGGUUUGCAGUCAAUAUUUCUUCUACGUAACUGCGACCGACGAAGCUGGCGACUCAGUGAUGAUACCGGUGUCUAUAGAAGUCGAAGCUGUGGACGAGUAUGCCCCCGUGUUUAAUAUUGAUGACGUCAUGGGGUACCGGUUCCAGGUACCAUACGGGUCACCGGAGAGAUAUGUGGUAGGCCAAGUCAACGCUACAGAUGAUGACGUAGGUGCUGAUGGUGACGUCAGGUAUUUUCUGGAAGAUUCGUCCACAGGACACGGUUACGUCAUCAAUGCUACAUCAGGUGUGAUACGUUUGUCUGAAGCAGUUGUCAAUGGCAACGCAAAAAUAUUAAGAGUGUCAGCUCGAUCCACCCAUCGGAAGACCAUCACUCACGUAACUGUAGAAAUAACAGGCACCCCUAUUAUACCACCUGAGGCUCAAGUGUUGUCCAUCGUGUUCGGUGUAAUAGCUGGCAUAGCAUGUGUGAUAGUUCUUAUAUUGCUGGGCAAGCAUUGCUACAACAAGAGAGCUUACAGAGAGCGAAAUAAAGCUGACACCGCAACCUCGAAGACACCCAGCCGCAGCCCAGCUGAAAGUGACGCCAAAAGUUUUUACGAUGUUUCCUCCCCACACGAUACUUCGCCCACUAGCGCCACCCAAACACGGGGUAAACCAAUGAACGGUGUGCAUAGGAAUGGGGUGAAAACGAUAGGCAAUGGUUCUUCCGGAGAUUACCAGCUUAAAACGCUUGCGAAUGUCGCUACCACUAGCGGAGUUGUGGGUCACCGUAACAAACAUGCAACCGCUGCUGCCAAUCACGAUAACUCAUCGAGUGCCUUUGGAAAACCUGCAAAAAUCACGAAUGGCAUCGCGAGCCGGAUGUUACGUCAUCGUGUGACGCAGCUGCAUGAGCCCACUCAUACCGGAAAUGACGGAUCAGCUGAGGACGAAGAGGUUCUUCGUAUAAAUUCUACAUCCCCAUCAUCAGGACAGCAGUCAUCUUCCGCUUCCCUCAUCCACGAUAGAAAAGAUCGAGUUCCGGAUUCAGGGAUACAACAGGACAUCGAUCGAUCUUCCACCGACACACCAACCGCUCCUCUGUCGAAAGAAGUAAAUCGUCCACAGAGCGUCGAAAGCAUCCACGAGUUCGGGGAGGAAGGCGGUGGCGAAGACGUCCUGGUCACCAUGCCACCUAUACGCGGUGCCGAGCCCCCACCUCCCGCCAACUUCAAUUUGGACGACCGUCACCGUCGCGCAGUGCUACACGCCUCGCUUGGGGUUUUAAAAGAAAGUCCAGCGCAAACUUCUCCGCCGUUUCCGAACCCCGGCGACUGGAGACCAGACUAUCAACCCCUAAGCAGCGUUUUCUCCGAAAUCGCACGAUUACGCGAGGAAUCGAACGCUAUACGACAUGCUGCUGCCCUACAGCAAAGGGGUAAGCAGCAGUCCGGAUCCAGUAGUAUUGGAAGCAGACGUAGCACAGCUUCGUCCAUUAUAUCUGAACGAUCCGGUCGUCCACCUCCCCUGCUAACCGCAGUACCUCAUCAAGGGACGGAAAUCGCAGCCCCAGUACCUUUAUCUAAUGCUAACUCAUUUGACAUGAGCCCAGUCUCCGCGAAAAACGUUUACGCCCGACCUAGCCCAAUCUAUCCACCGAGUCACCCUUCCAACACAAGCAGUCCCCGCACCCCAACAGCAGUACCACCUUCAUACUCAUACGUGAUGGCAACUCGACCCCCGGGCAGCGUCGGUAGCGGCGUAUCGCACCGCACCCAACACAGUGACGCAUCCGUUAACUCUAGAUCAAGCACGCUCCCGUACGCUUCCUCCUACAACAGAGGUCUCUCUCUUACCUCAUUACCCCGUUCACCAAUCAGUCACGAGUCCAGCUUUACAUCCCCUGCCAUGUCACCCAGUGUCUCCCCUUCUCUUACCCCUAUCACCACACACACUCCAUCGCCGUACACCAAUGUUAUCACACCAUCUUUUGGUGUCAAAGUCACUCGGUCAAAAUCGGACGAAACAAAUUUAAGCAGCGAAAGACCCGAAAGGAUUUUGCACGUAUAACUCGUAAAGCGAGUCAUUCUAUUUCCGCCCAUGUUAACACGUACCAAAUCUGUCUUCGUAUACAUAUUUCCUGUACCUUGCUUGCUAUUAAUUUAAGCGUAAAUUCGCUUAUGAGUUUAAUUAAAUGCCUUUCCAAUGAACCAAAGUAUAAAAACCAAAGUUUUUGUAGACAUCUACAUGAAAAGGUAUACAUUUAUAAAGCGUAACGCCGUUCGCAAA